Molecule: messenger RNA, 1995 nt
Organism: Geodia barretti
Lineage: Eukaryota; Metazoa; Porifera; Demospongiae; Tetractinellida; Geodiidae
Source: the annotation of a GenBank genome assembly
UGUCUCUCCCUUGAGCUCUCCAGCCGGCCAGACUAGACAGUGCGCGCUGCGCAGCGCAGGUCCCCCACGUGGGUGCUCAUCAAUUAGAGAACUCCAACCCGAGCCCUGCCAAGAUCAAAGCCAAGAUAGUGCGUUGUUUUGGCUAUUGCCAGCCAUUCAAGUCUUCGUUCUGUGUCUUCUAAUCCGCUUUUAGCGGGACAGCGUGGUUGUGUCUACGCUAGUUGAUCCAGGGAAGGACAACCCGUCAUGAAGUGCCCACAGCUGUCUCCGACCCUCGUAUGUCUCCUACUCUUGAUUCCCCUCUGCUAUACUGCUUCUGGGACCACUCUCAAGAACGUGAAUACUGUCAGCGACUACAAAGCUUGAAGAAGGUCCUCAAGACGAGAACAAACGUGCUGGUACUGUUUGCAAACGGAGAGAAAAACGCAGAGAGCAUUCUGCCACUCUUUGACAAAGUUGCUCACGAAGUUCGCGGACAGGGGACUCUGUUGUUUGUCGACUGUAAGACCAAGGACGGGAAGAAGCUGUGUCGCAAUCUCAAAGUCUCUCCGGCAAUGUAUGAACUGAAGCACUACAAAGACGGAGUCUUCCACAAGGACUACGACCGUCUACUCCAAGAGAAAUCGAUGGUCAGCUUCAUGCAGAACCCCGCGGCCGAACCUCCGUGGUCUGAAGACCCCACCUCGGAGGACGUGAGGCACAUUGAGGGGCCGAGCGACUUUGAGAAGCUACUCCGGAAAGAGAAGAAGCCCGUUCUGACAAUGUUCUACGCUCCUUGGUGCGGACACUGCAAGAGACUAAAACCAGAGUUUGCCGAGGCCGCGACUGAGCUAAAACGAGAGGCUGUUCUAGCGGGUAUGGACGUGGACACACCGGAUGCUUACGGUGUUCGCCAAGCUCUGAACAUUACCGGCUUCCCGACCCUCAUCUAUUUCCAGAACGGUGCAAAGAUUCACGAUUACGCCGGGGGAAGGGACAAGGCGGGGAUAAUCGAGUGGAUGCGCAAUCCUCGCCCGGCAGACGAGAUGCCACCCCCGCCCGACGCCGAGCCGGCCUGGAGCGAGACGGAGAGCGACGUCGUCCACCUCACGACCGACACUUUCGAUCAGUUUAUCGCAGACAAUCCCUCUGUCCUGGUGAUGUUCUACGCCCCGUGGUGUGGCCACUGUAAGGCAAUGAAACCAGAAUACGCUGAAGCCGCGGCCACUCUCAAAGGAGACGCCGUAUCGGGUGUGUUAGCAGCCAUCGAUGCGACAGCAGAAACUGCACUGGGAGAGAGAUACGGAGUGAAGGGCUACCCGUCCAUCAAGUACUUUGGAGGUGGGCAGUUGAGGUAUGACUAUGGGUACGGACGAACCAAGGACGACCUUGUUGAAUUUAUGAUGGAGCCCAAGGCCCCGCCCCCUCCCGAGAAAGAUUGGACUGAGAUUGAGAGUGAGAUAGCCCACCUGACUGAGGAAGACUUCAAGCCGUUCCUCAAAAAGAAGAAGCAUGCUCUUGUCAUGUUCUAUGCCCCGUGGUGUGGCCACUGCAAGGCCGCCAAACCAGAGUACACGAGUGCCGCAGAGCAGUUUGCAGACGACAAGAAAGUGUCGUUUGCUGCCGUCGACUGCACGUUGUACCAAUCCCUGUGUACCCUGCACCAAGUCACGGGAUUUCCAACCUUCAAGUACUUCAACUUUGGGAAGAAGGAUUUCCGCUACAAUGGAGGCCGGACUGAGCCCGAUUUUGUGGAGUUCAUGUCCAAUCCGACCUCUGCUCGCGACGAACUUUAGAACACCUCUUGUCAAAUUUUCCCUCAGUGUAGGUUAUAAUGACUGCAAAUACGCUAUACCAAUCAUACGGAAAUCAUAAUAAUAUUGAUUUAUGUUCUUACUUGUGUUAUGUUCUUACUUGUGCCUAAAAGAUGUUCUGAGAAUUGUCAUAAUAAUUAUGCGCAAAGCACCACGCCACCAUUGAAAAACGCCAUUUAUACUGUGCCUGUAUUGUCAUUUU